AUGAGGCAGUCGGGGCACGGGGCGCUGCUGGCGGCGCUGCUGCUCCUGGCACAACUGCAGCCGGGGAGCAGCCGCUGGAGCCCGGAGGCGGCGGCAACCGGGGUCCAGGGCCCGAGCCUGCGAUGGAGCCCCAGGAUACCGAGCCAGAGUGGUGGGGCUCGCGCGCUCCUCCUGCUGCUGGCAGAGCGUUUCCCGCGCCGCGCGGGGCCCGGCCUAUGGGAAUCCCUGGCCGCGGUAGAACGGCCGCGACGGGACGACCCCCCGCUGUCCAUUGACCUCACCUUUCACCUGCUGCGGACCCUGCUGGAGCUGGCGCGAACUCAGAGUCAGCGGGAGCGCGCCGAGCAGAACCGCAUCGUUUUCGACUCGGUGGGCAAGUGAUUGUUCCGACCCGGGGCCACGAGAACCUUGACCCCCCCAUCCCUCAACCCUAGAGCUGGGACGUGUGCGGCCGGAACUGACCCAGUCCUUCGGGGACUGAGUGGCCCAGGGAUAUCCUGAGCACUCUCUGCGUUACUAUUUUUUAAUAAAAGUACCGAAGAGCCUUCGGCUUCUGUCAUGGGGGCGCGAGGAACCACAGCAGGGUGGGGACCGGGAGAAAAAGUGGGGCCUCCCAGGCCGGCGGGAGGGAACUAAGUGCUGCAGGAGGGCUUUCAGCCAGGUUCCUGGAGUUGCCAUUGCCACCGAUCCUUCCGGGAACUCAGAAGCCCCAGCACCACCACACCACCUCGACCCUCUUCCCAGGCUCUGUGCUUGCAAGCCUGCACCUGACAUCAAAGAGCUGCCCAGUAGGGGUUCAUUCCACCUUUGCCCCCAAAUGGUCCCACUUUCUGGGAAAGGCGGGAUGGUGGUGGGGGUCGCCUUCGAAGCGGAUGCUGAGGGAGUGGGGGUGAAAGGAGAUGCGGGUCUGGGACGCAAAAGUCCUUUAUUGAGCCCCCUUCCCCUGGCGGGGCGCCGAGCUGGGUGGCCCGCUGGUCUCUGCGCAGAUCUCUGGUACCCGAGUGCCAGGCCCAGGGAGCGCGGGCUCCCGAAUAGGGGUCGGAUCAGUGGAGGCCUGUGCCUGGGAAAAGCAGCUUGGUGGCAGGAUGCUCCAAAGGAACGAGGGAACCCCGAAAAGCAGUUCACUCCCUUCCCCUCCCAACCUGGGUUUCUCCCCGACUUUGGUCUCCCAAAGCCCCAAAGGAAUGGCGGGCGGGAAAGAAAGUGUACAUGCAUGC
Loxodonta africana (African savanna elephant) is the source of this 1217-nucleotide messenger RNA. It is a transcript of the gene UCN, whose product is annotated as urocortin. NCBI's taxonomy places the organism in Eukaryota, Metazoa, Chordata, Mammalia, Proboscidea, Elephantidae. The record is from RefSeq and is a predicted model, not a curated record. Gene Ontology annotation, biological process: negative regulation of feeding behavior. Gene Ontology annotation, cellular component: extracellular region. The coding region runs from base 1 to 381 and encodes 126 amino acids. Gene Ontology annotation, molecular function: hormone activity. The transcript has a single exon.